Messenger RNA from Camellia sinensis, 492 nucleotides. The record is from RefSeq and is a predicted model, not a curated record. Lineage: Eukaryota; Viridiplantae; Streptophyta; Magnoliopsida; Ericales; Theaceae.
AUGGGUGGGAUAGAAGCAUUCAAUCCCACUGCAAUUAAUAAUUACUUGUCUGGUAUUGAAGCUUUGAGUGGAACUAAAUUUAAGAAAUGGAAGGAACAAAUUGGAAUUGUUUUGGGAAUUAUGGAUUUAGACUAUGCAUUAAGAGAGCCAGAACGCUCUAAUCGCUUAAGUCUAAUGAUUAUGAAAGGCUCAAUUACACCUGCAAUUCAAGGAGCAAUCCCUGCUUUUGAAAGUGCAGUGGGCUAUAUGAAAUAUAUUGAAGAACAAUUCAUUGGAACUUCCAAAUCCCUUGCUAGUAUUUUCAUGAUUAAAAUGAUGACAAUGAAAUAUGAUGGUUUGAGUAGUGUUCGUGAACAUAUCUUAAAGAUGAAUGACAUGGCCUCUCAAUUAAAGGGAAUGGACAUUGAAAUUUUUGAAAAUUUUCUUAUUCAUUUCAUUAUGACUUCUCCUCCUGUGCAAUUUGGUCCUUUCAAGAUCAAUUAUAAUAUGUAG